CAAUAAUAUAUAUUUUGUCGGCGAUUUUCAUUUUUAUCGCAUUGUUUUACAAUUCGUUUAGUUUAACCCUAAAUCUAGGGGGAAAACAUAGUUUUCAAUUUUGCGAAAUAAGGGUCUAUACUUUCGAAAACUUCGAUUUCUGACCCCAAACUUCUUCUUCGGUCACCAUCUAUCACAAACCCAAACCUCGACAGAGAGGAAAUGGCGGGUCAAGGUUUUGCGAAACGGCCCUAGCUUUUUCGAUUUUGUAUUUCCCGCUUAAAAAAAUUCGCCAUGGAAUCGUAAUCGUAAGCUAACGAUUCCUAGGGUUUCAGUUUCUCUCUUUUUUUUUUGUUACUGUUUAUGUAUAAAAUGGGAUCUAUGAAUGGCUGUAGGAUUCGCUCUUCGUCGUCGUCGUCGUCGAUGGCUGGAUGGUCGACGGCACCAGACGCCGCCGUCAAAACUCCGAAGAGCUUCGACCUGAACAAGUCUCCCGAAGCAGUCUCCGACUCCGAUCCGGCGUUCGACGAGCUCGUCUCCUCGUUCCGACGCUUGCUCGAAUCGUUCGUCGUCGAGUUCUGUCCUCCGCCUCCGGCGACCGUCGAUCUCUUCCGCCUCUUCGUCGGCGUGAGUCACAGAGGCGGGUUCAAAGCCGUUACGGAGAAUGCUGCGUGGGAGGAGGUCGGGAGCGAGUGUGGAUUAGGUUUAUCUGCGAAAUUGAUCUAUGUUAAGUACCUCGCCGCGCUUGCGCGGUGGUUGAACAGAGGGGAUGGUGGUGGCGUGGAGCUGCCUGGAGUAUCGGAUGAUCUGAUUGGGAGGUUUGGGGAUUUUGUGGCUCAGGUGAAGAGGAAGUAUGAGUUGAUGAGGGAAGGUAUGGUUUCAAGAGAGGUGGGAGGAGAGUUUAAAUGGUUUAUAUCGAAAGCUAGGAGAAGAUUUGAUGAUAAGAAGGUGUUUCUUGAUUCUGGUUCUUCUUCCCCUGGGAAGAGGAAACGGGAGUGUUCUUUAGAGACGUUGAAGUGGUUAAGCGAGGCUGCUAAGGAUCCAUGUGAUGUGUCUAUUGGUUCUUUGCCGGAUAGAUCAAAGUGGGAUUGUUAUGGAAGUGAAGAGCCGUGGAAAGAGCUUCUUCUGUUUAGAGCUUCGAGAACGAACUCUGAUUUGGCUUGUGAAAAGAUUUGGCAGAAAAUCCAGAAGAUGCAUCCGUCUCUGUAUCAAGAUAGUGCUGGGACUAGUUAUAAUCUAAGAGAGAGACUCAGUUUCGAGAGGGGUCAGUUUAAUGAGAGGAAAGCUGGGAUAUCUUUUGAGGAUGGCUCGGGUUCAGAGGGUUCAGACGAGGAGGAUGAUGAAUCAGGUGGUCUAGUUGGUCCAGAGUUUCAAGCUGAAGUACCUGAGUGGACUGGGAUCACCACUGAAAGCGAUCCAAAGUGGCUGGGCACUCUGAUCUGGCCACUUAACAAAGAACAAAACAACAAAAAUAACCUUCUCAUAGAAAGAGAUCCUAUUGGAAAAGGAAGACAAGAUGCUUCCUGUGGCUGCCAAAAUCCAGGCUCUGUUGGUUGUGUCAGAUUCCAUAUCAAGGCAAAACAGGAGAAACUGAAACUCGAACUUGGUUCAGCUUUCUACAUGUGGUGUUUCGAUACAAUGGGCGAGGGUAACCUGCAGUAUUGGACAGAGUUGGAACUGAAGAAAGUGAUGUCUUUGAUGCCUUCUCCGCCUACACUUAUCCCGUCUUUCUUCGAUGAGCUCAGGAGCGUUCUUCCGUCAAAGAGCAGAGGAAAGAUCGUGAGCUACUUCUACAACGUGACCCUUUUGCAGUUUAGAGCAAAUCAGAGUAGAAUGACUCCUUAUGAGAUAGACAGUGACACUGAUACACAGUACAGGAUUGCAACAGCGAGUGAAGAUCCAAACCUGGAAGCAAACUCAUCACAGAAACCUGUCCUGCUUACACCUAAGAAAAAAAGACGUCGAUAGAGAGGUAGUAGCCUCGAUGAAUCUCAAUCUCACCCUGUUGGGUUUUAAGUGGGAGCAGCCAUUGAAAGUGCUUAUAAACUUCGGGGGAGAAAGGGUUCUGUUCAUCAGUUACGUCAGCUCAGCAAAUUCUGAUUUUGGUAUUUGAGGUAUAUACUUUCAUGAUCACUCCACUCUUUUGAUGAUUCUAUAGGAGUAUUUUUUUUUUUUGGGUUGGCAUUGCCAUUAAAAGGACUGAUGAAUCAGAGAGACGAGGUUUCUCCAAAACAAGUACAGUAAAAUUUCGGAUUAUUUUGGUGAAUAUAACAGAGGCAAAAUGUUAUUGCUA
This is a messenger RNA of Brassica napus (rape), 2272 nucleotides long. Its product is annotated as AT-rich interactive domain-containing protein 1. Gene Ontology annotation, molecular function: DNA binding. The transcript is spliced from 2 exons. The record is from RefSeq and is a predicted model, not a curated record. NCBI's taxonomy places the organism in Eukaryota, Viridiplantae, Streptophyta, Magnoliopsida, Brassicales, Brassicaceae. Bases 343 to 1947 code for a protein of 534 amino acids.